Amborella trichopoda is the source of this 1380-nucleotide messenger RNA. NCBI's taxonomy places the organism in Eukaryota, Viridiplantae, Streptophyta, Magnoliopsida, Amborellales, Amborellaceae. The record is from RefSeq and is a predicted model, not a curated record.
AUGAAUUACACUCGUUUGGUAUUUGCCGGAAUAAGAAAACCUGAAGUUUAUCUCUAUAACACCAUGCUCAGAGGCUACUCUCUCAGUGAAUCCCCUGAGAAAGCCCUCUUCUUCUAUAAACAAAUGAGGAAAAUUGGUGUGAACACCGACGCCUUUGCUUCCUCUUUCACACUCAAAUCAUGUGCAAAUCUUCUUGCCGUGUUCGAAGGAAAACAAAUUCAUUGUCGGAUUAUACAAGAUGGGUAUGAACCAGAUGUGUUCCUUUUAACUUCUUUGAUGGAUAUGUAUGCUCGAUGUCAUCAUCGUGAUGAUGCGCAUAGAGUGUUCGAUAUCAUGCCUCGAAGAGAUACAGUUGUUUGGAAUGUUCUAAUUUCAUGUUUUCUGCAAAAUUCACGAACCAGAGAUGCGAUGAAGCUUUUCGAGAAGAUGGUAACUGAAGAUGGGGCCCACCCAGAUAAUGUUACUUGCCUGCUUACUCUUCAGGCUUGCGCUAAUUUGGGGGCAUUGGAUUUAGGAGAAAGGGUCCAUGAGUAUAUGGACCAAAGAGGAAUUGGAAAUGCCAUUAAUCUGUGUAAUUCUCUGAUUGAUAUGUAUGCAAAGUGCGGGUGUUUGGAUAAGGCAUAUAUAGUUUUUAGGGAGAUGAUGAAGAGGAACGUGGUCACAUGGACCACCAUGAUAUCCGGGCUCGCAAUGCAUGGUCAUGGGAGGAUGGCCCUUGAUGCCUUUGAUGCCAUGUUAAGAUCAGGGGUUGAGCCUGAUGAGCAUACGCUCACUGGUGUGUUAUCGGCAUGCAGCCAUGCCGGAUUAGUGGAUGACGGCCAUGCACAUUUCCAUGAUCUCAUUCAUGGCAAGUAUAAGAUUGUGCCAAAUUUGCACCAUUAUGGGUGCAUGGUUGAUCUACUCGGUCGAGCUGGGAUGCUUGAACAAGCCUAUGGGAUUAUAAGCUCGAUGCAUGCCAAGCCUGAUGCGACCAUAUGGAGAACUCUUCUCGGUGCAUGUCGCAUCCAUGGCCACGCAUGUCUCGGUGAAAAGGUCAUGGGUCAUCUCGUUGAACUAAAGGCUCAACAAGCGGGUGACUACGUUCUGCUAACAAAUAUCUAUGCAUCAAAAGGUAACUGGGAUGGGGUCGCAAACUUGAGAAAAGUGAUGAAAGAUGAUGGGAUUCAAACCUCACCAGGAUGGAGUUCAAUUGAAGCUAAUGGAGAGAUUUACGAGUUUGUGGUGGAUGAUAAUUCGCACCCUCGAUCUAAGGAGAUUUAUGCAAUGCUUGAAGAGAUGGAAAGGCAAUUGAAGAAUUCAGUAUCGUGGAUUUCAAGCUGUGACCAGUACAGAAGCAGGACUUAUACUGGCUUUGUCCACUGGAAACUCAGUGAACUCUGA